Salarias fasciatus (jewelled blenny) is the source of this 647-nucleotide messenger RNA. Its product is annotated as immediate early response 3-interacting protein 1-like. The record is from RefSeq and is a predicted model, not a curated record. Lineage: Eukaryota; Metazoa; Chordata; Actinopteri; Blenniiformes; Blenniidae. Bases 59 to 307 code for a protein of 82 amino acids. Gene Ontology annotation, biological process: endoplasmic reticulum to Golgi vesicle-mediated transport. Gene Ontology annotation, cellular component: endoplasmic reticulum membrane; Golgi membrane; COPII-coated ER to Golgi transport vesicle. The transcript has 3 exons.
UAGGCUACGUCAUACCUAAACACUGUUAGCCACAGUUAGCUUGUCGCAGGGAGUCAACAUGGCUUUUACGUUAUAUUCUCUGAUUCAGGCUGCGAUCCUCUGCGUUAACGCUGUCGCUGUGUUACACGAAGAGAGGUUUCUGAGUAAAAUCGGGUGGGGAGUGGACCAAAGUGUCGGAGGAUUUGGAGACGAACCAGGGAUCAAAGUGCAGCUGAUGAACCUGGUGCGAUCAGUGAGGACCGUGAUGAGAGUGCCGCUGAUCGCUGUGAAUUCAGUCUGCAUUGUGUUGCUUCUGCUGUUUGGAUGAAAAGGAGCAAAAGAAUUGAGCAGUCUGCUGUCAGGAGAACGUCUGCAUCAGGAACCCUCUGAAGACACUGGAUGACGCCCAGAUUCGCCUUAGCAGUGAAUGUUUUCAACACACCAGUGCAGGGCUUUUUUGCUGAGUCGUGUGUUUUAACAACAGGCUUGUUAACUGACUUUUGAAUAAACAAAUAAAUUGCUGAAUAAGUUUUCAUAAAUUUGUACAAUACCGCAAAUGUUAGUCAGAGCUUUACAGUCAGAGAAUGUGAAAAAUGUAAGUUAUGCCUUGGAAAGUGUGUAAAUUAGAUUAAAUAUAUAUGUAAAUAAUUGAGAAUAAAAACUUUUUA